Paramuricea clavata is the source of this 717-nucleotide messenger RNA. Lineage: Eukaryota; Metazoa; Cnidaria; Anthozoa; Malacalcyonacea; Plexauridae. The record is from the annotation of a GenBank genome assembly.
AUGGUCAUGGCCGAAAACUCUGUUCGAAUACUACAGUUUGACCCAGCUACAGGGAAAUUCAAAGUGGUAACAAAGGAAAACAGUGAUAAUUUCGCUGGUGUAGAUUCGUCCACUCCGGGGUUAUGUUUGGCCGCCGAUGUGAAAGUAUCACAUGAGAAAGAAAAGUUAAGUUUGAUAAAGACAGUUGAAUCGUGGUGGCGGGGAAAAACGAGAAAGGAAGAAGUUGCGUUCGAAACCUUGCGCCUUUCAUGCAAAUCUGACACGUAUCAAGAAGGCCACAGAUAUGGUGGAGUAAUCAUUUACCUAUACAAAGCCAAAAGCGAGUCAGAAUGGAAAAGUGAUUGGAGAACCUGCAACAACACUCAUUGCAAGACUGGCUAUAUCGUCAUUCAAGACACCGAUUCGGAAAAUGUUAAGAAGUGGAUUGGGAAAGAACCUGGUAAAGUUCACGGAGCUGUCUAUAGAAAUGCCUUCGGUGAAUCUGUGAACGACGCGGAUGUCGUUGGCGAAGGUUUUGCAUUUCGUAGCAACUUUGAAAUAGUUUCACGCACUCUCAACAAUGCAAACGAUCAAUUUCACGACGAGAAUGAAACGAUGAAUAAACCGUCUGCCCAUUGCGUGAGAAAGAUUGUCACGGAGUAUUGGAAGGACGGAGGUUCUUCCUACAUCGGACAUACUUUUAAAGUAAAAGAUUUACUCUGGGAUUUUAAGGACUAA